CAACGAUAGCCUGACACCUGUGAGCUUCCCAGAACACCAUCGGCUCCUUCAAUAUGAGCGCCCCCACAGCUCAGAUGAUUGCUCCCGAAGGGCUUACCGUCCUAGACGGCGCUGUCGAAGGUGAAAUGGCGGUGGAUUACGUGUUUCUCCAUGGCCUGAACGGAAACCCGAAAGAUACCUGGACCGAUGAGACCAAAGGCGGCACUGCAUUCUUUUGGCCGCGCCAGAUGCUGGCUGAUAUCCCAGGGUGUCGGGUGAUGACAUUCGGCUACAAUGCCGCCUUCGAAAGAGCCCUAGUCGAGAACACGACCACUAUCAACGCGAUCGCCCAAACCUUUGUCAAUCGAUUGAUUGACAAGCGCAAAGGGGAGCAUAUCAACCGACCACUCCUCCUCAUUGCCCACAGCCUCGGUGGCCUUGUAAUCAAGCGCGCUCUCUACAACAUUCACGCCGACCGCCACACCGGCCUAAAGUCGCGUAAGAUCGACGAGCAGAACGCCAUCUACGACUCCAUUGCCGGCCUGGUCUUCAUGGGCACACCUCACGCCGGCAGCCAUGUCACGGACGCGGCCAGGGUGAAGAUGCUCAAGGCGCUUGCCCGCGCCACAUUCAAGAAGGCACCCGAGAAUCUAAUCAGGGCCCUGUCUGCCCAUUCCAACGAGCUGCAGGACCUCAGCGCCAGUUUCGAGAGAACGACAAUCUUCACUCAGCACAUGAUCGAGAUUUGCACCUACUUUGAAACCAAGACAACAAAGUUUGUGGGGGAAGAGGUGGUUCCUCGAGCCAUGACCUCGCUCCACUACCUGAAUGAGCGUGAGGAGGGUAUUGCAAAGGAGCACACAAAGAUGGCAAAGUUUUCUGAUGCCCAAGAUGACAUGUACCAGUCGAUUCGCCAGAGGCUGGUGGACAUGGGCACUGACGGCUUGAACGCCAAAAAGGCACGCCAAGCUACCUAUCGUGUAUCCCAAAUUCCCGGCGAUAUCGCCAGGACGCAGCUUGCACAGUUCUUGCAUGACCAAUGCCAACUUGGGCCGACAGAUAACAUUCGAGUGCACUCUUUGGCUGCUCGCUCAGGCCAGAGACAGUCCGCCAAGACUGCCACUGCUUCCUUUUCGACUGUCCCCCCGCUGUUGUUGAAAAAACAGAGCCGUUGGAUAAUUCCCUUCGUCUGGAACAAUAAUCCUAGUCACAUAGUUGUCGACACGGAUUUCCACGGCUUCACCGCCCUAAAUGAGGUUGAAGCAGAUAAACAUAUCAUGGACAUCAUCGCCAUCCCAGGCCUAGGCUACCACCCAUUCGCCGUCUGGCAGGAAGAUCCGUCUGCUAGCACGUACAUGUGGUUGAGAGAUGACCCGACCCUCUUGGCCACAGGGACCCAGAUCCUCCUGUACGGCUACGACUCCGGUCACCAAAGCAGCAACGACCCCGCAUCGAUCGAGGACAUUGCGAUAUCCUUGAUCUCCGCACUGCGUGAUAUCGGUCGCUCAUCCCCCUCUGCCAAACCGGUGGUCUUCCUUGCCCACAGUAUGGGCGGCGUCGUCCUAAAGCAAUGUUUCGUGGAGCUGGCCAACACCAGUCAGUCCGAACUGUUCAUUUUGCGAAGCAUCAAAAUGUGUAUCUUCCUGGCGGUUCCGAACCAACUUCCCGUCCCCGCCAUGUUGGCUGUCAUGCUCGGCAACAACAGGUUCAACAAUUUGCGGUACGCACUUCAGGCCGAGAGAAAUCGAGGCUAUCUGUCCACCCUAGACGGAAUUGUGCGUGGAUUUGGUCAGGCAAACGGCAUUCGCUUCUGCUCUGGGUACGAGACGAUGAGAUCUACACUUCCAAAGCGCCAUGUUCAUGCUGAAAGUGACCAUACUAUACUCCUUCCCAAAUCCCAGGCCAUUCAGGACGGGUCGCAGGCUGUAGAUCAGUUCCCGGUCAGCAAGGCCCAUGGUUCCGUACUCGGUAUGCAGGCCGGCAGUCAAACUAUCGACACCAUCGCGAGGCUUGUCACCGAAGCUAGUGAAGCUGUCAGGGUCUCUAUGCCACCGAGCUCAGCCCAGAGUGGUCCACAAGGAGAACCCAGCCGCUGGCCAGAUUUCUCUCUACCCUCAUGGGCAACUUUACAUGUACCGUCUUAUUUUCAACGCACAACGUUGCCGCAAGCCCCAGCAAGUUCACAAAGUAUGGCUACACAUGACGUCGAUUUCGAUUCUGCGUCCUCAGAGGACAUCAAAAACUCGGCAUUGUACCGCCAGUUCAUCAAGACUCUUGUUCUACAUGGUCUGGAUCGAGAAGACGGCAUAGAAGCCGCUGUUCAAGGCACCUUUGACUGGGUCUGGUCGAACCCAGAAAUCGGUCUCAGCUCCUGGCUGGCCGACGACAAAACCCCCCUGUUUUGGAUAUGUGGAAAGCCAGGGUCUGGAAAAUCCACCCUCAUGCGUUAUCUAUGGGGCCAUGACCAACUUUCGACGAUAUUGGCUGAUGAGGUGCCGGGUGUGUCGAGGAUCAAGGCAGCCUUUUUCUUCUACUACCGUGGCACCCACGUUCAAAAGUCGUUUGAGGGGAUGUUGCACAGCGUGCUGCUGCGUAUCUUGGAACAGGAGCCUCGCCUAGCGAGCGUUCUUCUUCCCGAGUUUGCAAGGCUGAAGCAUGAAGAGCGGGAGAAGUGGAUAUGGACAUUGGCAGCGCUCAUGAAGGCGUACGAUGAUAUUCUCACCCAAACCAUGCUCUCCGUCGAGAUCUACCUCUUCCUCGACGCACUGGACGAGUACGACGGCCCCACAGAGGCCAUAGUCAACUUCGUGCGCACAUCAGUUCUCAAGGCCUCCUCGGGACGAACGCGUCUAAAGGCCUGCUUUUCAAGCCGCGAGUGGCUGGCUUUUGAGGACUCCUUUUCGGCCCUUCCGGGUUUCAAGAUUCACGAAUACACAGAUAGUGACAUUCUCAAGUACACGUUGGCUCGACUUUCCCGCAAUCCCGAAAUCUCGCAACGGCUGGCAGCCGGGACGCAUCAGGAAGCUUCAGACGUUCGCCAGAUGGAGGAGCACAUAGUAAACUCGGCCAACGGUGUCUUCGUCUGGGUGAAGGCAGUUUCUGAUGAGAUCGUCAGCGGAUUCUCAAGAAACAAGUCGACCAGCGAGCUUUUGACACUGCUCAAGAGCCUUCCAACCGAUCUGGACUCCUUCUACACGGACGCCAUCAAACGGCUCCCGUUCGAACUUCGAAUGGAGGCGUUCUCCAUGUUCGAGGUUAUGGCAAGGUCCGACACCAUCCUAUCAGCCACGCUUGUAAGGGAAGCCGUCUCAUGCGCGCAAUUGAGCGAUCCCCAAGAUUGUGCAAUGGCAAUCAGGCGUUGUCGGGAGCUUCCCGGUUCCGACUCACCUACACGCUGGGCUCAAGACCGCGGGGCCGGUCUUGUCGAAUUCAAGCAUCCCUACGAGAAUGCCCCCGCCAUUAUCACCUUUAUGCAUCAGUCAGUCCUUGACUUUGUUCUGAGGCCAGGUUUUCGAGGGCUCGUACUUGAUCACGCAUUCGCGCUGCCCUUGGAAAACGGCUAUUCGAUCUUGUCCAAGUGGAUGCUCUCGAUAGGAGCUCAGGAUCAAAAGGUUUUCGAGUAUCAUGAGGUUGGAGAAGAUCUCUUGGCUGUCGCCGAAGCGACCACGGGCAAGAGCCUGAGGAGUUUCUUGGAUUCACUGGACAAUGACACUCUGACGACAGAAUUGAAAAUGUGGGGAUGCCCUAUUGCCGAUAUCUCGAAUCCGAAGAUUUACUUCGCCGUGAUUCAAGGCCUGAACAUUUUGGUUCAAGAAGUCAUUCAGGAGCACGGCGGAGUCAUUCCGGACAAAGACAACUUCUCCCUCCUACAUUGUCUGGCCAAACUGUCGGAUCCCUACCGUGUUUACGGAAUGGCUUUUCCCGUUUCGCACUCUCCGGCCAGGUUGGAAUGCAUCCCAAUUCUCUUCCGCCAUGGGGCUCGAGCAGGGGCAGUAUGGCAGGGCAAAACCCCCUUUCAAAUGCUAGUAUCAAAGUUUCCCUACACGAUAUUUACCGGCAGUGGUGGGCAUAAAGGCUCGGACAGUGUCCCCAUUCACAACUACGAGAACGUGCUUGCUCUUCAUUUUCUAUCUGCUGGGGAAGAUCCCAAUGUAAGCAUAUCGAUCAAGAGGAAUAACAGACGAAGGCGAGACCUGUCAACGGAAUGGGUCACCUGCAAACCGCUGCACAUAGUCCCGCUAGGUCUCGCCGCAACCCUGAUCGCAUUCGGCGCGAAAGUGAACGUUUUCGAUAGCAAGGGGAGGACACCACUGGACCUUGCUUGCGGAGUCGGAGGCAACCCUUUCGAAGUUGGUGACCACGUACCACCUUUGGAGGCCUAUUCAUUCGCACAAUUUCUUUUGAGUCACGGCGCGCAGCUGUCGUUGGAGGGGAGCCGGAUCUGGCCUGAUUUUGUGAAAUCCAUCUCAAGGAGUGUGCAGGUACCCGACGAGUUCCUGCAGCCCGGCGUCAUGAGCAGAGCGAGCCCAGGCGUCGUACUGAUGAAGAUCGAAGACAUGAAGUUUCGUAUUUAGAGGGACGGAAUUCGCCGGUGAUCGAUUAUCCCACGGAUGCGAUCUGACAACUACGGACUUCGCAACUCAUGCCACGGCAAGUGUAUAUCUAGUGUCGAAUGGGAGUUUGAGACCAAGGAAGCAUUUAAAGUAGCUCCAAACAGAAACCAAUCUUCUACAUCUAACGC
Molecule: messenger RNA, 4720 nt
Organism: Colletotrichum destructivum
Lineage: Eukaryota; Fungi; Ascomycota; Sordariomycetes; Glomerellales; Glomerellaceae
Product: Putative P-loop containing nucleoside triphosphate hydrolase, alpha/Beta hydrolase
Exons: 10
Coding region: 54-4553 (1499 amino acids)
Source: RefSeq, a predicted model, not a curated record